AUGGCAGAAGUGGAGCAGAAGAAGAAGCGAACCUUCAGGAAGUUCACCUAUCGAGGGGUUGACCUGGAUCAGCUCCUUGACAUGUCCUAUGAGCAGCUCAUGCAGCUGUACAGCGCUCGCCAGCGUCGGAGGCUGAACCGUGGUCUUCGCCGCAAGCAGCACUCAUUGCUCAAACGCCUCCGCAAGGCCAAGAAAGACGCCCCUCCCAUGGAGAAGCCUGAGGUGGUGAAGACGCACUUACGUGACAUGAUCAUUCUUCCUGAGAUGGUGGGCAGUAUGGUUGGGGUGUAUAAUGGGAAGACCUUCAACCAGGUGGAAAUUAAGCCUGAAAUGAUUGGCCACUACCUAGGAGAAUUUUCCAUCACUUACAAGCCUGUGAAACAUGGUCGACCUGGUAUUGGGGCCACCCAUUCAUCACGGUUCAUUCCUCUGAAAUAA
Ailuropoda melanoleuca (giant panda) is the source of this 438-nucleotide messenger RNA. Its product is annotated as 40S ribosomal protein S15. Gene Ontology annotation, cellular component: cytosolic small ribosomal subunit; ribosome. The record is from RefSeq and is a predicted model, not a curated record. NCBI's taxonomy places the organism in Eukaryota, Metazoa, Chordata, Mammalia, Carnivora, Ursidae. Gene Ontology annotation, molecular function: structural constituent of ribosome; RNA binding. Gene Ontology annotation, biological process: translation; ribosomal small subunit assembly. The coding region runs from base 1 to 438 and encodes 145 amino acids. The transcript has a single exon.